Molecule: messenger RNA, 4716 nt
Organism: Symbiodinium natans
Lineage: Eukaryota; Dinophyceae; Suessiales; Symbiodiniaceae
Source: the annotation of a GenBank genome assembly
AUGGAGGACCGUGGGUUCAAGCGUUUUUCGGGUGAAGAUGAGGACGCCGGGAAGGCGCUGAAGAAGUGGAAAGCAUGGGCCACUGCCAAGAUGCUCACAGUGAAGGACCUGUCAAAGGCCCAACGUGGGCCGUGGUUGUUCACCCUGCUGGAUGGCAAGGCCCUGGAGGCAUGCGAGCACAUGACGUUGGAUGAGAUGUCAGCCGAAGAUGGCGACGCCAAGAUUUGGAAACUGCUUGCUGAGCGGUUCCCAGAGAAGGAACCCCAGGAUCAGAUGGGAGAAGUCUUGGGCGAGGUUUUUGCCCUGGCGGCCAAGGAUGCGAAAGUGGACUUCCCCACUGAGGCCCGUGGCUGGAUCUCUCUUCACUGCGCCGGCUUUUCCGAGGAACAAAAAGCCAUAGUGAAGGCGAAGACGCAGGGCAGAAUGGAUUUGGAGACUAUGAAUGCUGGAAUCCGUUCUUGCUUUCCGAGCUAUAAGGCCACCAGCUCCAGGUCGAGACGGCCGACUGCUGUCAUGAUGGCAGAAGAGGAGCAAGUGCCAGAAGAGACCUUGCCAGAGCAGAGCGCUUUUGAGGACGUCGAGGCGUUCUUGGCCGACGACGCCUUGGCUCCUGGUCCUGACGAAGGGCCAGUUUCGGAGACAGAGGCUGCUGAGGCUUUGGCUGUGUCUUGGAAGGAGCGACGGCAAGAGAUCAGCAAGCUGAACAAGAGCCGCCAGUUCCAGCAGGCGGACAUGGCGAAGAGAAGUUUUCGCGUCGAAGUGGAGGAGCUGAAGAAGAGGACAAAGUGCCGCAAGUGCGGCCGAGUGGGGCAUUGGGCCCGCGAGUGCCGGGCUCGCACCAAUGCCUCGGGCAGGCCCAUGGCGCAGGGCAAUGCGGCCAACUACACCUCGUCUUCAUCUACGGUGCCAGCCAAGGGAGGAGCUGAGACGCUCUAUGUGGAGGCCGACUUCUCCGAAACAGUGACGGACGAGGUCCACUUCGUGGGUGCUGCAGAGGAGGCCUUGUCAGCCAGCCUUGUGUCGAGUCCCGGGUUCGGGGUGAUUGACUCGGGAUGUGGAAAGACGCUCAUCGGCGAGGACACGCUGGAAGCGAUGAUCCCCAUGCUUCAAGGCCGUGACAUCGUGAAAAAGUCGCAGCACAACAGCUUUCGCUUCGGAAAUGGCGAGGCCGAGGAGUCACACAUGGUGGCUCGUAUCCCCGUAGCCAUCGCUGGUCGCGCCGGGGUGAUAGAUGCAGCGAUGGUCAUUGACUUUGUCCAGCAGCAGGCCAACAUGCUCGGGAUGGACAAGCCCGUGAACCUGCAGACAAACGCCGCUGGCCAGCUCUUGAUAGAUCUGGUUCAGUUCCCCUCAUCCACGAAGCCGAGCGCUGCAGUGUCCGCCGAGGCCCUGUCAGCCGACAGUGAUGGCGAUGCCCAGCCGGGCCCAUUUGCAGUGGCUGAGAUUUUCUCGCUCUCGCCCCUGGAGAGGGCCAGACUGGUGCGUGAAGCCCGUGCACAGGCGCUAGUUCGCAAAUAUGGCCAGAGCCGUGUUGACGUAAGCGGGUUGAAGGAAGAUGACUGCGUCGAGUGCGUGAGCCUCUCUGGGUUCGAAUGCUUGGCUGGAGAGCUGCCAAGAGCCCCAGAAAACAGGGUCCUAGGUAGCGACGUCGCUGCAGAGCCAAUGGCUGCAAGCAAGCGUCCAUCCGACGCAAUACCAGCUCAGCCGGCCCACACAGAAGGGUUUAAUGACCGUAUUGGGAUGGAUGUCAAGUACUUUCAGGGUUGGGCUCCAGGGUCUAAGGUUCCGUGCCUUAACAUCGUUGACUAUGGGAGUUCUUUUCAGCAAGUUGUUCCGCUAUCGGGCCGUGAGACUGGUGACAUGAUCCGCAAAGCAUAUGCCCAGUUUUGGCUGAGCUGGGCUGGCGUUCCCAACACCUUGGUGCUUGACCCGUCGCAGCCCAACCUCAGUCAGAGUCUUUGCCAGGCCUGUGAAGAUGAAGGUACUAGGGUUUGUCACGUGCCUGCCGAAGCACAUUGGCAAAUAGGCAAAGUCGAGAGGCACGGUGGUCUGCUGGCGACCGUAUUGAACAAAGUGCUUGCCGAAAUUCAGCCGCGAUCAGAGACUGAGUGGAAAGAGUGCCUGAUCCAAGCUGUUGCGUCCAAAAACUCUAUGCUUAACAUGGCUGGAGUAUCACCGUACCAGUUUGUUUUUGGCCGCAAUCCCCGCAUUCCUAGUGACCUGUUGCAAGACUCUCCGUCUCCGAUUGCCAAUGAUGCCGUGUUGACAGAGCCUGUGGUUGAAGCACAGAACCGCAUCCGUCAGGCAGCCCGAGCUGCUGUUGUUGCUGCGCAGGACCACAAGGCUCUGCGUGAGGCACUCCGUGCCCGCCCUCGUCUGCGACGUGACUUUGAGUCCGGCCAAUGGGUUGCCUACUGGCGAAGUCAAAAGCUCGAAAAAGGUAAAAUCAUUAGAGGGUUUCGCUGGUAUGGGCCGGCUUUGGUUUUAGGUAAGGUCGGACAAAAUGUCGUGAUUGCACACAGACGAUCCAUACUGCGUUGCGCUCCUGAGCAACUCAGACCGGCCACAUGCGAAGAGCAGCCUCCGCCUGAGGCCAUCGACGCGGAAGGAAGAGAGCUGUUAGGCAUGCGCCAGUUGCUAGACAAAGGUAAGUUCCCCCAGAACCAGCUGGUUGACCUCACCUCCGAGAGUUUUCCUCCUAGUCCCGAAGAACAAGCGCAGCCACUUCCGUCCGCGCAUCCCUUAGAGUGCGCCGUGCCAGCUGAAAUGCCAGCAGGACAGACGGCUGGUCAAAUUUGGGAGACCGCUCGGGACGAGGCGCCCCAGGCUUGUGCUGCCCCCGCCAGCAGUGGAGCCUCAACGCAAGUGCCUGAACCAUCUUCAUAUGCGCCUGUCCGUGCCCGGGUCAGGGGUAAGCAGCGCCCGAGUGAGCUCGAGCUUCACCGCCCAGCUGAGUUUUUGCAAGAAGAUGUUUCCGAGAUGCUUCAAGAAGUGCUGCCAAAGUUGCUCCCGCAAGACAGUGAACAGGUUCCUCUAGCGCCCCCCGACACACAAAGCCCUAGAGAGCCUACAGCAUCUCAGGAGGAAGCCAGCGAAGUGCUGUUUUGUCAGGACACUAUGGUUCAGUGGCGUCUUGACCACCCUCGGGCUCCUGAGUGUGAGGUUCUUCUAGCCGGGUUUCUCCAAAAACGUUUGCAAAAAGAACUUCCAGCUACAGGUAAUCCCGAGGAGCUUCAGGAACGCAUCGAAGAGGCUAAGGGUAGCGAGUGGUGCACUAUGUUGUCUAAGCCCGCAGUAAAGGUUCAUACGGGAGCUGAGGCUGAGAGGAUUAAGCGUGAGUGUCCGCAUCGCUUCAUUGGUAGCCGCUUUGUCAUCACCGAGAAAGUAGAGGAGGGUGAUCAGCGCAUCAAAGCUCGUUGGUGUCUGCAGGGCCACCUGGACCCAGACUUUCGGACCAAGGUCACAGACGGAGCGUGUCACUCUCCGACUAUGUCUCAGCUUUCUCGAGCCCUCUUGCUUCAAAUCCUAGCUUCCAAAAGGUGGCGCAUGUGUUUAGGGGAUGUCAAAGGCGCGUUCCUAGAAGCCGGAGCUAUCAAGCAUAAAUACCGACCCCUAUACGCUCGGCAGCCCCCAGGCGGCAUUCCAGGCCUGAACCCUUCUGACGUCAUUGAGGUGACAGGGAACGUCUAUGGGUUAAACGAUGCCCCCUUUUGGUGGUGGGAAACCUUUGAUUCCGAAGCCCGAGCCGCGGGUUUUGAGAGGUCUCAAUUUGACAACUGCGUAUAUUACUUCCGAGAGCCCAAGAGCCAUGAACUCAGUGGAGUACUAGGAGCACAUGUAGAUGACUCCAUUACCGGUGGAGAAGGCUUGGCGUACGAGGAAGCUGUGCGCAAGCUUCGUGCUCGCUUCCCCUUCCGAAAGUGGAGAAUAGGGGCUGGAGAAUUCUGCGGCGUCAACUAUGUCCAAGAUCCUCAGUCCUUUCCCAGCCCCAGGGUUGCCGACUUGCUGUAUGCAAACCAAUUGGUUCAAAGAGCCCGCCAGUUUCAAAGUGUCGAGAUCAAGGUUAAGAGCAUUCCCUUUGAACAGCUGUGCAUCUGCACACACAGUGACGCAGCCUGGAGCAAUGCCAAGGAGGAUCGCACACAGGCUGGAUAUAUCCUUGCCUUCACCGGGCCCGAACUCGUAGAGAAUAAACCUGCGCAGUGGAGCCCCUUUCACUGGAAGUCCUUUCGCCUGCACCGUGUUGUGCCCUCGACACUUGGAGGCGAAGCCCAGGCGUUCUCCACGGUGUCAGCCGUCGCUGAGUGGAUGAGUUUGCUUCUGGCCGAAGCCCGCGCAGGAAGCUUCGACCUUCGGACCUGCCAACCUCAACUCCGUGCCACGAAGUUGGUUGGGGUGACUGAUUGUAAAAGUCUCUAUGAUCACCUGCACACCCUAUCCUCAUUGUCCGGUGUUCAGGAUAAGAGGGUUUGCGUUGACAUCGCCAUUAUCAAGCAAAGCAUGGAGAGAGCAGGACUCCAGGUCCGAUGGUGUCCGACCGAACUCAUGAUCUGCGAUGCCCUGACCAAAGACAAGGCUGACCCUGCAGACCUGCUGCGAGCCAUUCUCGAACUAGGAACCUAUCAAUUGUCACCUGAAGCCCAAAUCCUGAAGACCAAGAAGGCGAAUCGAGAGCGCCUCAAGGCCUCUAAGGGCGCACCUUGGAGGUAUGAGUGA